Molecule: messenger RNA, 432 nt
Organism: Rhizophagus irregularis DAOM 181602=DAOM 197198
Lineage: Eukaryota; Fungi; Glomeromycota; Glomeromycetes; Glomerales; Glomeraceae
Source: RefSeq, a predicted model, not a curated record
AUGCCAGACGAACUGAGUGUGCCAAAAAAUCUUCUAACUGCAUUAAAAGAGUGGGAAGAAGCCGGGGAGCCAUUUGAAGACGACGACGAAUUAGCAUUCAUAGAAUAUAAGGAAAGCAAAGCUUAUAAAAAUGGAGAAAGACCUGGAUCAUUUGGUGAAAUUCUUAGAACCAAUUCAGCUGGGUUUACACCAACAAGAAUGAUAAGACCGGGAAGGAGAGCUCGCCUCUUACCCCCGGAGUCAGAGAACAAUCCGAUUCCACCACAUAUAAUAGUGAAUGAUUUAAAGCUUUUGAGCUAUAUUGGUAAAUAUGUUAACAUAAGAAAAUAUAAAGAAAAUGAAACAAGAUUAAAUUCUCCCGCUAGUAUUGGUGAUCUGGUUCACAAAUGUGAAUCUUUAUAUGCUUUAAUUUACCAGAGCAGGGUCGUUUGA